AUGGGGGAGUGGGAGGGCGAGCUGGGGGACUGGAAGGAGGAUAUGGAGACGGCUACGUACCCCAACGAUCCAUCUACGAUACCAUGUGCAUCAAUCAGCAGAUUGACAGCCAUCACCAUCAACCAGGAGGGUCCACUAGGCGAGACCUUGGAGCCCCUGGAGUGUCCUCUUCCUCAUCCAAGAAACAUCACCAACACCCUCAUCACCAUGGAGACAGCUCACCUCUCUCCUCUGGUUACCAUACACCAGUGUUUUUCUCCCCUGCCAAACCUCGCCCCAGUCAGUCUCAGAGUUUGCGAUGUUCACCUCCCCACACCACCCAGCCGAGGCAUUAUUCCCAAACCCAGAGCCUCAGACUGUCACCACCCCCAGAGCUUAGACGAGUCCGACCAGGUUCCAGACACAACACCCCUGUUGCCUCCCCAGCCCUCCCCCAGUGCUGCCCCCAGAAUGGGAACGGCAGCUGUGGCGUUGGAGAAGAGGCGCCCUCAUGCCCACCUCCUCCCCCGUCUAGGCCACUUCUCAGAGAACCCGCUAUCCUGCUCACUCAAAGAGCCCUCCCAUCCGGAUUUAGGACUAGGGGCUAGUGGGGUUGGGAGGGCUUCCCUAAAGGAGCAGAAAUUGGAGCACUGGAGGGUCUGCAGAGAACAAGAGGAAUCCAUGAGAUCCAGGAGCAAGGAUAAACAAAGGGAGCAGAGCAAGGAGAAGACUGAGAUAGAAGAGAGGACAGGGAAGGAAGAGAAGCAAGACAGGGACAGCAGAGAAGAGAAAGUGAAAGAGGAAGAGAAAUUGGAUAAGGAAAAAGUUGUGGUUACUAUCACCUCGGAGCUCAGCCUGACAGAGUUGGAAAGGAGAGCCAGGGAGCUGGACUCUGACCUGGAGCACCUAGACCUGUCUAAGCCCCACAGGGACACCCAGAAUGUCUACCAAUCACUGCUGGAGCCACAGAGAGCUGACAUGUACCAAACACACCCUGGACCGCAGAGGGAGAAAGCUGUCGUCUCCACAGGAGUGGUGAGCAGAUCCCAGGUCAGUUUGGAGCUCAGUGCUAUGGCCUCACCUGUCACAGACACAGACAGACCUCAUGUGGACUGGUCAACCAAAUCUGCAGGAACUUCCACUGUUGGCACAAGCUCCACUAAGGAGGACAGCUCUCCAGACUCCAACCUAACGCUGGAGUCCGACUCCAGUGGCGUCUUCCUCUCCUUAUCCAACCAGAGCCAGGAGGAGGCGGGCUCUGACAGCGACCAGCCGAUCAGCGGCUCUGACCUGGGCAGCAGCAGCACGUCGCUGGAGAAAGACGGGGACGAGGGCGGCGGGUUGAAGGGGUGGGGGAGGGAGGAGAGGGCGGAGCUACAGUGGUGCUACCCGUCUCUUCUCGACACCUCCGCGCACGAGGACGUAGGAGGUGAUGGCGGGAGAGAGGAGGCAGUGCAUGGACAGACGGGGAGAGAUGGUGACAGAGGGAAAAAUGAGAGUGUAAGGAGGGUUGGUAAGAUAGGAACGGUUUCAAUCAUUAGGACCCAACUGGACCAGACAAACAUCGAGGGCUCCAGAACUUUAAAUACUCCACACAGUGAAGAGGCACCACCCAGGAAACAAGUGACCCUCAUGGGAAGCGACUUCCCUCUUCCCCUGUCUCCCUCAAAACAACCAAUCCAACACCUUCUAGAUCCCUAUCAGAAGCCAAUCAGAAGCUCCGGACUAGACUGCGGGGACUUAGAUCCCUUUGUCCAAUCGGACAGCUUUGUUUACCUUGCCGUGUCCACAAGGCCUGCCUCCUCCCAGGGUGAAGUCGCCUCACUGACAGAAGUCCCCAGCUAUGGUAUAAAACACGACAUUGCGCAGCACCAAUCAGAAAGCAUGAAAACACACCUCGACCAGUCAAAUACAGAAUGGACUGCCAAGCCGACUCAUCCUGCCCCACAAAAACCAGAGGAAGGAGACUUCCUGUGCACUGACAGCUUCGUCUACCUGGCCGCUCCAGCCUGCCUCCUACUGGGCCCUGCAGGAACCACACCCUACAGCGGCAGGUACGUGUAUUUUGUGUGUGUGUGUGUGUGUGUGUGUGUGUGUGUUCACUGUUGCUCUAGUGCAUUCCAUUGUUCGAUGUUCGGGGAGGCCCUGGAAAAGGUUCUGGAAAACAUUCAGACGUCAGACGUUCAUGUUUUGAACCGGGGAGGGGAGAACUGCCAUCUAGGACGGGGGGCACUGAGGUGUUAGAAGGAGCACUUUGAAUAGGCAUCAAGGGAGCCUAGGUUUGCAAUAUUUUGGGAGGACAUAAUUCAAUCUACCAAUAUUUAACCUUUUAAUCACCAAGCUAUUUUUAGGCCUCUGCUCCAAAAAUUGCAUACCCACAACCACGAGGGAUAUUUUAAUCAUUUUUAGAUUUUUACCUUACAUAUCAGUCUAUAUUUGACUGGUUAAGAGUAAAUAAAGAUGGCACAGGGCAAAAAUAUAUAAAUUUCAAGUCUGAAUUGAAAAAAAACACUUUCAUGAUGAUUAUCUAAUUGGAAUGAGGCAGUUAAAAGGUUUAAAACUCUCACAAAUCAUAGGACAAUAUGUGCACAUUCUCUCUGCAAAGUUUGACUCUCCAGUUUGAGGUCUCCAAAAUGGACAUUUUGGCACAUUAUGGAUUUGAC
Messenger RNA from Pseudoliparis swirei, 2642 nucleotides. RefSeq lists its product as uncharacterized. Bases 1 to 2223 code for a protein of 740 amino acids. The record is from RefSeq and is a predicted model, not a curated record. NCBI's taxonomy places the organism in Eukaryota, Metazoa, Chordata, Actinopteri, Perciformes, Liparidae. The transcript has 8 exons.